AUGUACUUUCUCUGUUAUGGCAAGGUCGGAGUCAGCUUCAGCAAAAACGAAGACGUAAUUUUCAGCACGCCUGAUCCAAUCACGCUCAAACCAGGAGCUUGUUUUGGCGAAUUGGCGCUGAUCACAAAGAGCAACGAAGACGACGAUCGCAAACUGACGGUGAUUUCGCAAGGCGCUACUUUGAUCCGUUUCGAGAGCAAGCGUCUCUACGAGUUCGGCCUCGAGCAGCAGUUGCGCUUUUACAACGCUGUAUUUAUGCCAGACAACAAAAUCGUGCGACAAUUCAUGGAAGAGAACAAGUGGCGAUGGUGGAAGAAGAAAAUUUAUGACAUGCAUUUGAACAAAACUCACCACAUUAAUAGAAUGAAAUUCAAAAACAAGGAAAACCAACUUGGCUGCGCCUAUUUUCCGUCAAAAGAAACAGCCGAAGAUCCGAAUUUCGAGACGAUGGAAAGCUUCUGUUCGAUUCCGCUGACGGUUUACUGUGAAAACGGCGAUGUUGUCAAGGGAAAGAAGAAGAAGGAAAAGAUGGCGAAGAGGAUUGUUUCGCGGAUUAGGCCGACGACGGAGAUGAUUGAUUCCGUCCACUUGCAAAUGUUUAAUUCCGACGGCUUUGUCAAUCAAGCGAUGAAGACUUUCAGCUGA
Messenger RNA from Oikopleura dioica, 645 nucleotides. Lineage: Eukaryota; Metazoa; Chordata; Appendicularia; Copelata; Oikopleuridae. The record is from the annotation of a GenBank genome assembly.